Plasmodium knowlesi strain H is the source of this 1560-nucleotide messenger RNA. RefSeq names its product ribosomal RNA small subunit methyltransferase A2, putative. Bases 1 to 1560 code for a protein of 519 amino acids. Gene Ontology annotation, cellular component: mitochondrial matrix. The transcript has a single exon. Gene Ontology annotation, molecular function: rRNA (adenine-N6,N6-)-dimethyltransferase activity. The record is from RefSeq and is a predicted model, not a curated record. NCBI's taxonomy places the organism in Eukaryota, Apicomplexa, Aconoidasida, Haemosporida, Plasmodiidae. Gene Ontology annotation, biological process: rRNA methylation.
AUGAAUAAGGGGGGAGUUAGACUAACCAUUUGCAUUUUCAUUUUCUUCAGAAUUAAAUGUUUCCUUUUUAAAGAGAUUAACCAUGCAUUGACGCACCUGCUCAAACCACGUUGCGGUUUCGCAACCGCAAGUACCACGCGGAAAAACAGACAAAUCCCGAUUCAGUAUAUUCACACGGCGUGGCCAUCGCACCGUUUACAAUGUAAAAAGGGGCAACCCUAUCGGGGUAAACGUGAAAACAAUUCUACACCAUAUAACCCCCCCUUUUGCAAAGAACACAGUCCAAAUGAAGAACUGCAAGACAACUCCCCUCAUAUGGGGGAUAGUCAUAAUGAGGGAGAAAACAAAUUCAUCGGUAGAACCUUCGAAGGGAUAACCAUAUACCCCCUGCAACAGCCGGAUGAAGAUCGGAACAUCCUCAGAACUAAAAUACCAUCGAGGGAAUUCAAGCCAAAGAGAAGUUUAGGGCAAAAUUAUUUAAAAGAUGAAAAUAUCAUACAAAAAAUGAUCAGCGCCAUUGAGCUGGAUGCAGAUGAGUUCUAUAUGAAGGACAAUCGGGUUGGCAGUAACCAGGGGGGGGGCACGAAGAAGGCGAAGGGGAAGGGGAAGAAGAAGUGUAAAGGACCGAAGAAUCGAACAGAGCACGGCACAAGGGACGACAGCAACGGGGGAGUUGCUAAGGAGGAUGGGAAUACCGCGAACACGGAUAACCCAAUCACCAUGCAGGAUAAUUACCCUGCGAAUUCGGAUGGGUCCACCACGCGCAGCGCAAACAAAACGUGUUCCUUCCAAAGCGUGAGGGAUCAGGGGAAGGGAAUCAUCGAGUUGGGGUGUGGACUAGGACAAAUAAGUAAAUUCCUUUUCGCAAAAUAUAAGAAAAUGACGGCGGUAGAAAUAGAUAGUCGAGCUUUGUCCGUUCUGAGCAGAACCAUGCCGGGCUUUGACUUCAUCCACGAUGAUGUAUUGCAAAUUAAUUAUAAGGACCUCUCCAAAAGUAAAGGAACCAAGUUAACCGUAAUAGGUAACUUACCCUUCUACAUAACCUCCCAAAUAUUGUUUUGCCUGCUCGAUUACCAUCAUUAUAUCGAACAAGCAAUCGUUACCAUUCAGUACGAGGUUGGCCAAAGAAUUAUCUCCAAGCCAAAUGAAAAGAAUUAUUCCAUACUAAGUAUACUUUUUAAUUUGUACACAAAUCCAUACUUGCUUUUUAAAAUUCCGAGCUCUGCCUUUUAUCCCGUUCCCAAGGUAGAAGCAGCUGUGAUGAAAAUUAUUUUCAAACAUUCCAACCUUAACUGUAAUUUACUUUUUCUAAAAGAAAUUCUACGGCACUCGUUUCAGCAGAGGAGGAAGAAACUUAAGUCCAGUUUGAAAAGGCUCCUUGCGAAAUAUUCCACCGAAGGGAAUCUUCAACUUCCUUCAUCUUUUUGCGAUUUGAGACCACAGCAGUUAACUCCCUUGCAAUUUGUUGAACUCACGAACUUUUUAUUUCCCCUUAGCUCCUACCCCUUCGACCCCACUAUGCAGACCAAGGUAUGGCGCAAGAAGAAGCACGGCGAUUGA